AUAUAGGGGGACUCAGCGUAUAAAAGCGAUUGACCACGGUACCCACCCAUCACAUUUCAUUUGCUAGUUGCUUCUGCAUUUUGCAAGAAUAAAACGCAAAUCUCUUCAAAAAUGAGUCCAUUGGCCUUAUUGCCUCUCUUCGCCGCGGUCGCUUUGGCCGCUCCUGGAGCCGUGCACCACCAAUUUCCAGCCUCCACUGCCCCCUUGGGUACAGGUUUGGUCGCUGCCCCAGCAGUAGCCGUCGCCCACGCCGCUCCAGCCGUCGCUGUUGCCCCAGCCGUCGCGGUCACUCACCACGCCGUGGCUCCAGCCGUUGCUCAAGUUUCCGUUCCAAUCACCAAGACCAUCCACUACGAGACGAAACCCGUCGUCACCGGAUAUUCAUCUCACAUCAUCAAACCAGCCAUCCCACACUUUGCUGCUCCAGCCCUUCAAGCCGUUUCCGUCCAACAACACGUUGUCGCUGCACCAGUCGCCGUUCAACAGCAAGUCGUCGCCGCCGCUCCAGCUCCAGUCGCCGCCGCCCCAGCUCCAGCUGCUGUCGUCGCUGACGCUGAAAUUAUCGAAGCCCGUGCCGCCGUCCCAGUCGCAGCAGCUCCAGCAGCCGUUGCCGUUCAACAACAUGUCGUCGCUGCCGCCCCCGCUUUGGUUCGAGCACCUCAAGCUGGUGAUUUUGGACCACUUGUGACCAAGGAAAAUGUCUUGGCCCCAGUCCGAACCCAUACCCAAAUUAUUCCACAAAUCACCCAAGUUCAACCAGAGGUCACGGUCCGAAAGGUCGUUCAUGAUGUGGCUGUCCACACCCCAGUCGCCGUCCAGACUCCAGUCCACUACUCGGUCAACCAACCAAUCGUCGCACACACCAACGUCAUCUCCACCGGACACCAUUUCUUGGGUCAUGCUGGUCAUCAAUUCGUCUUGUAAAUCUCCUUUAAAGACUAAUUUUAAAGAGGAAUUAGAAGAAUGAUAUUAUAUUUUUACAACGACCGACAUUUUCCACCUUUGGUAUUAUUUUACUGUUAUGAUGAUGAUGAGACUAUCAAAAUUUAACUGAGCAAUAAUAAAUUGGCACAAUGUGAAUCAAAUAAAUUUGUAAAUUAUGUAUGAUA
Messenger RNA from Folsomia candida, 1109 nucleotides. RefSeq names its product cuticle protein 16.5. The record is from RefSeq and is a predicted model, not a curated record. NCBI's taxonomy places the organism in Eukaryota, Metazoa, Arthropoda, Collembola, Entomobryomorpha, Isotomidae. The transcript has 3 exons. Bases 112 to 924 code for a protein of 270 amino acids.